Molecule: messenger RNA, 1251 nt
Organism: Durio zibethinus
Lineage: Eukaryota; Viridiplantae; Streptophyta; Magnoliopsida; Malvales; Malvaceae
Product: protein TIFY 11B-like
Biological process (GO): regulation of defense response; response to wounding; regulation of jasmonic acid mediated signaling pathway
Cellular component (GO): nucleus
Source: RefSeq, a predicted model, not a curated record
CAAGUUAUAUAGAAUAAGGAAACCAGGGCAAGUUAGAUAGCUAAAUCAUGUUCGUAGAACGAGGUGAGAUUUGGAGAUGCCUGCUUCCCCCUUGCAUUCCUUCCUGUCAUACACCUUCAGCGGUAGUCUCUCAAAGUGGCAAAAAACUUAGAUGAGCGCCUGAAACUUGAUGUUUCACUAGAUUUAAAUCUUUGACAAUCAUUUCAUUCUGCUUUGUAAGAAACUUGAGAGCUUUCGAAAAACAGUAGAAGAAAAAAAAAAAGUAAGCAAUGUCCAAUUCAAGCCAAAGGUCUGGUAAGGCUCCUGAGAGUGCAAGUUUUGUCAAUCUUCUUAGCCAGUACUUGAAAGAAAAAAGAAAUCUUGGAAAUAUCAGCAUUGGAAUGACUUCAAAACCUGAAGCUAAAGGGCUUGAAACAUCUAGGCAACAAGCAAUGACAAUGAACUUUUUGCCCAAUUUGGAUAAUUCUUCUGAGAGUUCGAGACCAAAUGUUGUGGCGUCUACAUCAAAUGUGAAAUCUUCUGAUUUUUUUCCAGAUAUUCACAGUUUUGGUGCCUUCUUUUUCAAGGAAGAUACUGCUAAGACAGAUUUCAGGAAACAAGCACUAGUGGAGCCAAAGAAUGCUCAGCUCACCAUAUUUUUUGGCGGUCAAGUGCUAGUAUAUAAUGACUUUCCAGCGGACAAGGUCAAGGAGAUCAUGGACUUGGCCAGCCAAGGAUGCUCAGCUGCAUGUGGCGGUAUUGUUGCUGACUCUGGCAUGGAAAAAGUUAUUUCUUACAUAGACGGAGGUCACUCUAGCAAUUCUGAUAUUCCUGACCUGAACAUCACCUCCACGACUGCAAACAGUUCUGUUCAAGAUUCUUCUGUUGAGCGGCGUCAAUUUGGUGGUUCAGAUUUGCGAAUUGCAAGAAGAAAUUCACUUCACAAGUUCUUUGAGAAGAGAAAAGACAGAGCAGCCGCAAGAGCACCGUACCAAGUUAACAACCGACUAGGAUCUUCUCCUCCACCUAAACCUGAUGAAAGCAAGUUCUCUCAUGAGGAAGGUCAAUCACCUAAAGAAGCAUCAAGAGAUCUUGAUCUCAAUUUAUAAUUAUAUUGAUCACUUCAUUGUGUUGCAACUUAGGAUACCUUAGUGACACAGGCAUAAGGACCUUAAUUCUUAACUAUUGUUGUUAGGCAUUUUAUACUUCUAUCAGUAUAAUUUUUGUAACUAAACUGUUACAAUUAAAUUGAGAUCAGAUUGGUUUUUUUAA